Messenger RNA from Urocitellus parryii (Arctic ground squirrel), 2283 nucleotides. It is a transcript of the gene Gas2l3, whose product is annotated as growth arrest specific 2 like 3. Gene Ontology annotation, molecular function: cytoskeletal adaptor activity; actin filament binding; microtubule binding. Gene Ontology annotation, biological process: actin crosslink formation. Lineage: Eukaryota; Metazoa; Chordata; Mammalia; Rodentia; Sciuridae. The record is from RefSeq and is a predicted model, not a curated record. Gene Ontology annotation, cellular component: actin filament.
CUCAGGUUCAACUUUGGUAUCAGAAGAAAUGUUCCUGAAAGGAAAGUGAAUAGCUGUUUCAUUUCCAUAUAGAUGACCAUGCAGCCUGCAAUUCAAGUGUGGUUUGGAGAAGAUCUGCCUCUAAGUCCACGGAGUCCUCUGACCCCCAGACAUGGACCAGGGUUGGCUGAUGUUUGUCAGUAUGAUGAGUGGAUAGCUGUGAGGCAUGAAGCUACUCUGUUGCCUAUGCAAGAAGAUCUGUCUAUCUGGUUAUCUGGUCUAUUAGGUAUUGAAGUUAAGGCAGAAAGACUAUUGGAAGAACUUGAUAAUGGAGUGCUCUUAUGCCAAUUGAUUGAUGUUCUUCAAAAUAUGGUGAAAGCAUGCAACUCUGAAGAAUCAGGGAAUUUUCCAAUGAGAAAAGUGCCUUGUAAGAAAGAUGCUGCAUCAGGUUCAUUCUUUGCCAGAGACAAUACUGCCAAUUUUCUUCACUGGUGUAGAGACAUUGGGGUUGAUGAAACUUACCUCUUUGAAUCUGAAGGUUUAGUUUUACACAAAGAUCCAAGACAAGUAUAUCUUUGUCUGCUUGAAAUUGGCCGCAUUGUGUCAAGAUAUGGGGUUGAGCCACCAGUGUUAGUAAAACUUGAGAAAGAAAUUGAGUUAGAAGAGACCUUGCUUAAUACUUCUGGACCUGAAGAUUCUAUCAACAUACCAAAAUCUUGCUGUCAGCAUGAAGAGCUACAUGAAGCUGUUAAACAUAUUGCUGAAGAUCCUCCUUGUAGUUGUUCCCAUCGAUUUUCUAUUGAGUAUUUAUCUGAAGGACGAUACCGACUAGGGGAUAAAAUACUCUUCAUAAGGAUGCUUCAUGGAAAACAUGUCAUGGUCCGUGUUGGAGGAGGCUGGGAUACUCUUCAAGGAUUUUUGCUUAAAUAUGAUCCAUGUCGAACAUUACAGUUUGCUACACUAGAACAAAAAAUUCUAGCAUUUCAAAAAGGAAUUUCUAAUGAAAGUAUACCUGAUUCACCCAGCAGAACACCUCAACUUCCUGAAAUGAAUCCUUUGUCAGCAGUUAACAUGUUUCAGAAACAAAACUUAAAGCCUAGCACGCCAGUUGGUAUUCCAAGGAGCAAGGAAAAGCAGGUUCACCCAACAGGUGUAUUGCUGCCUGCUUCUUCAUUAAAAGGUAAUACAGGCUCCAUGUCAGUCCGUUCAAAAUUUCCAGAUUCUUCAGCAUCUUCUCAUCUCAAGCUCAAGUCUUCAAAGGGUGUAACAAAGAAACCACUUGCUCCUUCAAACAAUGUUUCAUCUUCCCUUGCUUCUUUAAAUCCUGUAGUUAAAAACACUUCUUCACCACCUUUAUCAAGAACUGGACCUUGUGUAUCUGAGUCAGUGAGAAAAUGUGUCACAUCCCCCAAUACUCUUAAGGUCAAGGCUCUUCCAGGCCAGAAAUCUACAGGUGUGCUUGARCCUAAACUUUUGCCAAAUAAGUGUUCUGGAAAAACUCAAUCAAGGUACUUGAAACACAGUCACAUUUCUUCUAGGGACGAUGCAUUAUUUCACUCACCUGCACUUGUAAGUUCAUCAAAGUGUCCACAGUUACCAAAAGCAAAUAUACAGGUAAGGCCUAAACCUUMUCCUUCUUUUCAGUCCCCUAGAAAAAUGGCAAAACCCAGUUCUAAAACCACAGCUACAGAUCUAGGAACACAGACUCAAGCAUCUAAUGGAAGCCUACAAACAGGGGCAAUCCCAGCACAGAAACUUAAAUCUGCCUUGAAUUUAAAUCAACCAGUUUCUGUAUCUUCAGUUUGUCCUGCAAAAGCUGCACAAGAAUUGAAAGAUAAGAAGAUAGUUUCAGGUGCCAAAAAGCAGCCUCAGAAUAAAAGUACAUGCCAGAAGACAGGAUCCAGCUCCUCAAAGUCUCCUGGUCGUACCCCACUGUCCAUUGUGAGUCUUCCCCAGUCUGCUGCCAAAACACAAACUGCACCAAAGUUAGCACACCCUGCCCCUAAGGGCCAGUAUUCAGCUAAAGGGCCUCCAAAGAGUGGCAAACCCCAAGCUUCAACCAGGAAACCACCCUCAUCUGGUAAGGGAACAGAUAGUGGAGAAAAAAAACCUACUGCAAAGAAAAAGGAGGAUGAUGACCAUUAUUUUGUUAUGACUGGAAGUAAGAAACCUAGAAAAUAAAUACAUGUGGGUCACUUUAAGAAGUCAGAAGAAAGGAGCAAAAUGAAUGAGUUAGCUUCAAAUCUUAAAGGUUUUUCCUGUUUGUGUUUGUUCAAAUAGGUGCAGACAUUAAAUAUAAGAAGG